UGGGCGGGGCUUGUUGCGUCUCGUCCAGCGGUUUUCUUUGCAGAUUUUAGUUUUUCCUCAGUAAAGUCUCACAAAACAGAAAUAAAAAUCUGAAUAAAGAGCAGAACAUUCCAGAAUAACCCGGGGGGCGGAGACACAGCUCGGGGCGCGCGCGAGGAGCAGGAGGAGGAGGCGGCGAGCAUGGAGCAGGCCGAGGACCAGAGCAGCUCCGGUUCGUCCAGCAGCAGCAGCACUGCGGGCUCCGGGGGAAACACUCGCCCUGCGCAGAUCUCUCAGAUGUCUCUGUACGAACGACAGGCGGUCCAGGCUCUGCAGGCUCUACAGCGACAGCCUAAUGCAGCUCAGUACUUCCAGCAGCUGAUGCUUCAUCAGCAGAUUAACAGCGCUCAGCUUCACAACUUCGCCGCUGUGCAACAGGCCACACUCGCAGCCAGUCGACAGUCGAACUCUCCGAACACCAGCGUCCCUGCAGUGAGCACAGCGCAGUGCACCGGGAACCUGAGCAGCAGUUCUGGAGGCGGGACCAUGACAAAUCCCCGCCCAGUUGGCCCUGCAACAUCUGUGACAUCAUCUGCUCUUAGCCAAUCAGUGUUGCUGGGUGGGAACUCGGCCGGUCAGGGGCAGAUGUACCUGAGAGUGAAUCGCUCUCUCAGGGCUCCUCAGCUCAUCUUCAUGCCCGGCGGCACGGCAACUGCUGCCGUGGCAACAGUUGCCCAACAGCAGCCUCAACAACAGCAACAACCCCAACAGCAGCAACAACAGGAAGUCCCGCCCACAUCUUCCAGUAACCAGUCAGAUAGUGACCAGGUGCAGAAUCUUGCCCUGCGCUGUUCUUCUGCCCCCCGAGCGGCGUCCGUUAAAACUGAGUAUCCUGACAGGAAGGAUCCCAGUUCCUUCGCUCUCGGCCCACAGUCUCAGCAGCAGCAGGCGUUUUCUCCGUCAGCGCAGCAGAUCAGUGGAAGUAAACUUCCCACUCCUCCUUCCUCCACCUCUUCUUCUCUUCCCUCUUCCUCCACUUCCUCCUCUCCCUCUCUCCCUCUCUCCCAGCUCCUGCUCUCUCCAUCCCGCCUCGCACCCGCUGCCACGGUGACCCACAUCCUGGUCCCGAGCUCCAACGUCCCCACGUCCUCUCCGGGUUUCCCCAAACCCAGCAUGGCGGCUCAGACACUGGUGGUUCAGCCCCUUCAGCAGCAGCAGAACGGAGGGGAUAAGAUGCCCGGCCCCGUCCCCAUCCAACCCAAAACGGCCCAAAGCGGGCGUCCACCAUCUCAGAUGCCGCCCCGCCACCCUCCGCCCAUCCUCCCAGCCCCGCCCACUCCCCACCCCCCACACGUUCCGGUCCAGUUGCUCGGCCCCAGGCAGGGCGUUCUGGGAAACUCCCAGGCUGUAGCGGCGGCGCAGGCCCGAACCUGCUACUCCCAACAGGACAGCUCCACCCACAACCCCAGCCACAGCUCCGCCUCUACUGCAGUCACCAUGGUGACAGCCAUGGAGACAGGCACCGCUGGAGUGGGCGUAAAACUGACCAAUCAGAACGCAGAUCCCGGUCAGGUCGGCUCCUCUGCUGCGAGUCAAACUACAGACGGAGAUCACGGCAGCAGUGUGGCGCCACCUGCUGGAGAAACUAUGUUUGAGCAAACUGCAACCACACAGGUGAAACCUGCGAUCUCAUUGAAAAGAAAAUCGGAGUCCGAUGUGGCGGGUGAGAUGACAUCAGAAACCGCUGCACAGAACUGUCCGUCUGUCCCAGACUCCGCCCCUCCACUCUCUCCUGCUCCCUCAUUGGACACUGCUCCAGAGAUAGCGUUCUCCACUCCACCCACGCUGUCUGUGUCUCUGCCCCACCCUCGAGCUCCGCUCCCCCAGGCUGUGGUCAAACCGCAGGUUCUCACACACCUCAUCGAAGGCUUCGUGAUUCAGGAAGGAGCCGAGCCGUUUCCUGUGACUGGUCCAAUAAAGGAGCGGGCUGAGGGUGUUCCUGUGCCUCUCUCCAUGCAGCCUGAAAACAGCGCUCCUGCUGUGCUAAAGUGUGAAUUCUGUGAGAGUUUUGCUCCUGCCAGUCAGUUCCGUGGAACCAAACGGUUCUGCUCCAAAACCUGCGCUAAGAGGUACAAUGUGAGCUGCAGUCAUCAUUUCCGCACCAGUAGGGGUCGCAGCAGUGCCUCAGGGUUUGAGGAGAUGACGAGACGCAGGGGUCCUCACAGGAGCAGCUCUGAGAUCGCCUGCGCUAAAAUCACUGGCAGACACCUGCCUGUAAAGUGUCGAUCUGAGUCCAGUCGUUCGGAGGACGUCUCCAGCUGCGAAGGUGAGGAAGAAGAAGAGGAAGAAGACUAUCUCUCUCCAGGCUCCUCCUUCUCUUGCUCUCGCCCCGCCCACUGCGGCCCUCAGCUGGACGAAUCGGCACAAGGCGGCCUUCCGCUGGACGGAGACCAUUUCCUAUCGGCUAGCCCCGCCCACUGGAGCGUGGAGGAAGUCUGUCGCUUCAUUUCCUCUCUGCAAGGCUGUGAGGAUCUGGCGGGUCACUUCCUGUCCCAGGAGAUUGACGGUCAGGCGCUGCUGCUGCUGAAGGAGGAGCAUCUGAUGAGCACCAUGAAUAUUAAACUGGGCCCCGCCCUCAAGAUCUGCGCCUCCAUCAACAGCCUGAGGGACUGAGGGGGGUGGGGCAUGUCAAAGGGGGCGUGGUCAGUUUGAUGGGAUGGGGACGGUAAUAGAAGGACAGUUGUUUUGCUUUUCAUUAUAGAACAUGAUUAAUAGUGAGUAUAACCUUCAGUUACGACCUGACAGAGAGAUCUCCCACACACACACACACACACACACACACACACACACACACACACACAGCAGUAAAGUGAGACUCCCGUGUUUAUUUUUGUACCCCACUGAAGGAGAGCGCUGUCAGUAUUAACGAGUAGCUUGAGGAUGAGGAGGAUGAAGGCAAACAGGAAGUCAUGUGACUCUCCAGUAGCCAAUCAUAGAGCGUAACACAGGAAACUUUAUUUUUUUCUACUGUAGAUUAUUGUAGACUUUUUUUUCAUGUGUACUACCCAACAAUCAUCACUUUUCACAUUUUUUUUCCUCCUAAUUUGUGUUGUUUAGUUUUAGUAUCAUGACCUUUGACCUCCCAGUUCCUGUUAGAGGAAGUGCACCUGAGCUAGUGCCCUAGUUUUCUAGUUUAUUUCUCCACUGAAUGAGUAAAUAAAGCGUUACAGUAAA
Messenger RNA from Clarias gariepinus (North African catfish), 3213 nucleotides. RefSeq names its product polyhomeotic homolog 1 (gene phc1). NCBI's taxonomy places the organism in Eukaryota, Metazoa, Chordata, Actinopteri, Siluriformes, Clariidae. Gene Ontology annotation, cellular component: PRC1 complex; nucleus. The coding region runs from base 181 to 2652 and encodes 823 amino acids. Gene Ontology annotation, molecular function: zinc ion binding; protein binding. The transcript is spliced from 15 exons. The record is from RefSeq and is a predicted model, not a curated record.